AUGGCUUCCAAGUCGCAGUCACGUUUCCUUCCUGCACGGAAGCGAACAAAUCAAGCAACUUCAUCGUUCAGUUUUGCUAUCCCUUCAUUCGCCAAUUCCACCAAGCAAGACUCAGAUUCAUCAAUCAAUCUCGACCUUGAAUCAGACAACAUGUCUCGAGUCGAGGAGCGGUUGAAGCAACUUCCUCCAGGCGAGGUCCAGCUUCAGACGAGCCCUGAGAAGUUCACUGUCUUCCAUAAGCUACCAAUCGAACUACGACUCCUUAUUUGGAAGCUUGCCGCACACCAACCUCAUGAUAUUAGACUCCACUUACCUAUUAGGAGAUACCCGAUGAUGCCCUACGAACCUUCAGGACGAAAUAAAGUUCCAUCAAUUCUCCACACCUCCAGAGAGAGUCGAAAUGAGAGUCUGAAACAUUAUACAAAAUGCAACGAGAGAUCAGAAGAAUUUCCUUCCAUGGCCACGCGGGAGAAGACAGUUUACGUCAACUUCAACAGCGACCGGUUCGUACAUACCUGCAUUUGUACUAUUCCACGCAACAAUUACUCGGGGGAGAUCCACGAUUGGCCGGUAUUCAUCACAGGUUACAAUUUCGAUAUUGAAGUUCUAAGGAAGAUCAAGCACUUCACGGUUGACUAUGCCUCUUGUGCGUGCGAUGGCAAUUUGGAGAGACUCAAGGCAUUUACCGAACUCGAUAGGAUGUCAGAACAACUUGAGGAAGUCACGCUGAGAGUUGGUCUCAACAAGCCAUUGGAUUUUUGUAAGGGGGUACCAUUACGGGAGCUGACUGAUGAGGAUAUCCGGAGAGGACUGAUGGAAUUCUGGCUUGGCUUGGCGAAGGAACAACCGAAGUCAUACAAAUGGCGUCUGCCGUUUCAGGUGGAAUGUAGUGUGGAGGAAAACGAGGUGCUUCGCGUGAGAAGUGAAGAUUUGAAGGAAUACCUCAGUUCACAGCUGCUGCUGCCAGUAGAUGCUUUUUUCAAGAAAUGA
This is a messenger RNA of Hyaloscypha bicolor E, 990 nucleotides long. RefSeq lists its product as uncharacterized. The transcript has 2 exons. NCBI's taxonomy places the organism in Eukaryota, Fungi, Ascomycota, Leotiomycetes, Helotiales, Hyaloscyphaceae. The coding region runs from base 1 to 990 and encodes 329 amino acids. The record is from RefSeq and is a predicted model, not a curated record.